Suillus subaureus is the source of this 318-nucleotide messenger RNA. RefSeq lists its product as uncharacterized. NCBI's taxonomy places the organism in Eukaryota, Fungi, Basidiomycota, Agaricomycetes, Boletales, Suillaceae. The transcript has a single exon. The annotation marks the transcript as partial. The record is from RefSeq and is a predicted model, not a curated record.
UACCUAAAUUCUCAGUUCUCUGAUGCAUACAACAUUUAUCUUGAAAUCUUGCAUCACAUUGACCACCAUUUGAAUGAAGCACUCCAUCACAACAUGCCUAAUUGGCAUCUACUCAAUGGAUGUCCAUGUUGUACUUACAAACUCAAAGAUGAGCCACCACUAGCACUUCAGUGGCUUGUCUCUAUUGAUGGCAACAACAGCCUCAAAAGAUGGGCGUCCUCAACAUAUGGUGUUACUCCAUGGCAAGACUCUCGAAAGCCUUGUUCUGACUACUGGGUUGAUCGUGCAAGUGUUGAUAUAUUCAGAGAUGAAGUUCAA